This is a messenger RNA of Myotis brandtii (Brandt's bat), 1798 nucleotides long. RefSeq names its product zinc finger protein 564. Gene Ontology annotation, biological process: regulation of immune system process; negative regulation of transcription by RNA polymerase II; regulation of cytokine production. Lineage: Eukaryota; Metazoa; Chordata; Mammalia; Chiroptera; Vespertilionidae. The coding region runs from base 50 to 1243 and encodes 397 amino acids. The record is from RefSeq and is a predicted model, not a curated record. The transcript is spliced from 4 exons.
AAGGUGGUGGGAGCUGCAGGCGGGACUCGGCGAGGCCCAGGAACUAGAAAUGGACUCAGUGGCCUUUGAGGAUGUUAAUGUGGAGUUCACCAUGGAGGAGUGGGCUUUCCUGGAUCCAUCCCAGAAGAAACUCUAUACAGAUGUGAUGCUGGAAACCUUCUGGAACCUGGCAUCAGUAGCAUGUAUUUUAGAAGAAAAAUGUGAAGACCAUGACAGUGAAGAUCAGUGUGAACAUCAUGAAAUGAAUCUUAGCAGUCAUAUGGUAGAGAGCCUCUGUAAAUGGAAGGAUGGGAGUCAAUUCAGAGAAAACUUCAGACAGAUUCCACAUCAAAAUGAAAGGAAGAAAACUCCUACUGAAAUACAACUACCCACAUCCAGGUUGUGUAGACAAGUCUUCAUGCAUUAUUUAUCCUUUAAUAACCUCAUGAGCUCUGACACUGGACCCCAACUAUACCAGUGUGAGGAAUAUGAAGGGAAGCCUUAUAAAUGUAAGGAAUGUGGGAAAGCUUUCAAGCAUCUCCGAUAUAUUAAUGUACAUGAAAAGAAACACAGUAGAGAAAGGCCCUAUGAAUGUACAAAAUGUGGUAAAGCCUACAGGUAUUUAAGUAACUUAUGUCGACAUGCAAGAACUCAUACUCAAGAGAAAUUCUAUGAGUGUAAGAAGUGUGGGAAAGCCUGGAGUUCUCUCCUCAUAUUUCAAAGACACAUGAUCAAGCACACUAGAGAUGGACCUUUUAAAUGUAAGGAGUGUGGGAAAGAAUUCCGUUGUCCAAGAAACUUUCGACAUCAUGAAAUGAUACACAAUGGAGAAAGGCCCUAUGAAUGUAAGGAAUGUGCUAAAGCCUUCAGUUCUCUCAAAUAUCUUAAAAAUCAUACAAGGACUCAUGAUGGAAAGAAGCCUUAUGAAUGUAAGGAAUGUGGUAAAGCUUUCCGUUAUGCCACUUCCCUUAGAAAUCAUGAAAUAGCUCAUACUGGGGAGAAACCCUAUGAGUGUAAGCAAUGUGGGAAAGCCUUUAGUCGUCUCAGUUACUUUCAAGUUCAUGAAAAAACUCAUAGUGAAGAGAAACCAUAUGAGUGUAAACAAUGUGGCAAAGCUUUCCGUUCUCUCAAGUCCUCUCGAGUACAUGAAAGAACACACAGUGGAGAAAAACCCUACGAAUGUACAGAAUGUGGUAAAAUCUUCGGUUACUCAAGUAGUUUACAUAAACAUUUGAAAACACACUCUAGAGAUAAACCCUGUUAAUGUAAAGAAUGUGGGAGAGCCUUAUUUAUCUUUCAGCUGUGCAAUCACAUAAGAUGCUCCAGAUUGGGGAUGGGCCCUAAAAAAUGUCAGGAGUGUUAGAAAGCAUUCAUUUCUUCCAGUGUAUUCUAUAGAAUGAAAGAACUCACACUGAAGAGAGGCCUUGUCAGUAUAAACAUUGUAGAAGAGCCUUGGGUUGCCCUAGUUCUUUACAAAAUCAUACCCAAGAAUAAGUCUAUGAAUAUAAGGAGUGUGGGAGAGCCUUUCUUGCCGUCCCUUUUCCUUGGAAAGACCAUGAAAAAAAACUCAAAGUGGAGAGAAUUCUAUUGAAUGUAAACGAUGUAGGAAAACCUUCAUUUAGCCUCAUAUCCCCACAAUGCCAUGUGAGUAUGUACACUGAAUAGGUAUUGUAUAAUGCUAGUGAAGACAAACUUUUAACAAAUACUUUCAGAGGAGCUUGUAAACUGCACUGGAAGGCAAUCAUAUUGCUGUAACUAGUACAGCCGUGGGCAAACUACGGCCCGCGGGCCUGAUCCGGCCUGUUUGAAAUGAAUAAAA